Onychostoma macrolepis is the source of this 5515-nucleotide messenger RNA. RefSeq lists its product as uncharacterized. The transcript is spliced from 2 exons. The record is from RefSeq and is a predicted model, not a curated record. NCBI's taxonomy places the organism in Eukaryota, Metazoa, Chordata, Actinopteri, Cypriniformes, Cyprinidae. Bases 2219 to 2857 code for a protein of 212 amino acids.
UUUGUUUUUUUUGUUUUUUCAACUUUAAUGGCCCAAACAAAACAAAACAAAACAAAACAAAAUAAAAUAAAAUAAAAUAAAAUAAAAUAAAAUAAAAUAAAAUAAAAUAAAAUAAAAUAAAAUAAUUUUAUAUAUAAUUUUAAUUUUUUAUUUUCUUAUUUGUUAUUUUUUAUUUAUUUUUUUAUUUUAUUUUUUGCAAGUAAAUGCAUUAUUGCCCUGCUUAACUUGUUCCAUGAGCUUGGUAAUACAAACAAUGCUGCAUAUUGUACAAAUAAAGUGUGCGCAUGCAUAAACAAAUACUUGCUGCCUGAGGUACAUGUGCUACGUAUAGUACAUGUACUUCCUUUCUGCACCAAUCGUAUGCCAGCACAUGCAGUCAUACAGAACAUGAUGUUCUAGAAGCAACUUCUGCAUCUUGCUUUUAAUUUUGGACAUUGGUGAUGCUCAACGCUUCCUUGUUGCAAUUCAGAGAGACCUAUAAGUACAGGAAGUUCAUACGCACUAAACCUUUCGUCUCCAGCCACUGCAGAAAGCGUACACACCAACAGAAUGUGUUGUUGUGUGUGUGCAGCUGGUAGUUAAUCUGCAUUCUCAUCUGUACACACUAGUGAAGUUUUUUGUGCACCUGAUAUCAAUUACGCACAUUGAGGUUUCUCGGCUCAGCAACACACGUGGCGACAUAGCAACUCACUUUGUCUUACCGCACUGACUUCCUUUUGUGAAAAAAACACAAGUAUGCCAGCGAAUACUCACUUUAGCAUGCACACAUGUGCAGACUAGUGCAUUUAUAUGUUAAUAAAAACAUAACCGUUAAUUUAUCUCAAACUUUCGCUCACUUGGACACUAAAAAACACACAUUUUACUGUUUAGUGUUCUUAAAGCAUUAGAAGCUUUAUUGUUGGUGCUGUCAAUUGCAUGAUUAAAGUAACCAAAAAGAGAGUGUGUGUGUGUGUGUGGUUGUGUAUGUGUGUGUGUGUGUGUUUGAUAUAUUUUCUUCCUCACUCCCUGCUCUGUUUGCACAAUGUGAUGUCCUGGAUGGUGCGCUUGACAAGUUAAUACACAGACCUGCUUUGUGCUAUCUGCUGGCCUAUAUUUCAGGGUCAAGGGUUAACCUCACACACGUAAGUGGGGCUGUCGGUUUCAUCGUAGUCCAGCACCCACAAUGCUGUUUGCCUGCACACACACACACUCUCUGACAGAAGUAUGCUAUUGUCUGUGGUUUGUUUCUUUAUACAAAAGGUCAGAAGGAAACUGUAAAUUCAAACAAACACAGGUACUUGUCAUCCUGACGUAGAUACAGCCUGUGAAUUUGCUAACUUAAACAAAUGCAUUUGUCCCUGAAUUCACACAUGCUCUCAACAACAUGUAUUAACAUGAGUAACAGAGAUCUUCAGAUGAGUGCAGUGUUCACAAAGAAACACACAAGCUCUGUUGCAACUGGGGACUAGCGGUGUCUACAAAGAUAGCUGCCUUCUUAGGCAGCAUCUUGGAACUGACUAGAAUGCUGUAAAUAGGCAGCGGAAUACAAAUAGCAUUCCAAAACUACUAGUGUUACCUUUGGCAUUACCAUGUUGCUAAGCUAACUGCAUGUGUCUUAAUCUUACUCUAACAAAAUUCAAAGCACACACAAAUACCAGGCCAUUUUUUUUUGCGUUACACCGAGAUACCACAAACACUUGCUAUUAUAUACCCUUGUGUACACUUUAGCAUACUUAUAAAAAGAGUGGUUAUUGGAAUAAUAUUAUUUAUGUUAAUAUAUAUUGAAUGUUGAAUGUUAUUUACAAUUAAAUAAAAAAUGUAUUAUAGUUAAUAUAUGUUAAAUGCAUUUGAACUUUAGAGUGCUUAUUGGACCAACUUAAGUGCAUCUUUAGUUCAUAAUUACUUUUAUUGUCUUUAAAAUAUGGUUACUGUCGAAUAUACUGACAAGCAUUUAUUGUUACAUGUCUGCCUGAUCCCCAUUGUCCUUAUUUGGUUUGGUUCCGUUCCUAGUUAACCCAUUAUCUGUGAUUGUCUCCACCUGAGUUUGAUUAUGUUGUUUGCUCUUUUGUUCUCUCGCCUUUAAAAGUCCUGAGUUCUCCCCUUUUGGUUGUCGGUAAUUACGUUAAAUAAAUGGAAUAGUGUGUUGAAGCUAUUAGUUCUCUCAUCGUUCUUUCUUCUUUAAUUUAUCAACGCCACAACCACAGAUCCGCGUAACAGAAUUACCGAACCUAAGAACAAGAUGGAAUUCGUGGAAGCGGUCGCCGCCCUAGCCCUCCUGGAUCUCCCCUUCUUUAAAUUCGCGAGCAAGUUCUGUGAGCUCGCCGAGAAGAUGACGCUGGCGGACUCCGUCAUCAUAGAGAUGUUCCGGGUCGGGGCCACUUACCACUGUCCCGUGGACCUCCCAGACACCGCGGGAUUAUGUUGGAGAGAGGCCAUUCUUCGGUGUCUGGGAAGCGUCCGGGCCCAAGCCGGAGCCCACUCGUCAGCCGCUGUUACGUGCCGGAUCUUUAAAGAUCGUAACAGUCGCGAUCCACGGAUUCCAACCGCCGUCCGCGGCCAAGGCAAACCCGCCAAGAAGUGCAGCUACCCCGCCGACAGAGAGUGCGGCCAUCCCGCCGACAGAGAGUGCGGCCAUCCCGCCGACAGAGAGUGCGGCCAUCCCGCCGACAGAGAGUGCGGCCAUCCCGCCGACAGAGUGUGCUCCAAACCUCCUAACCCGCCAAGGCCGCCGGAGACCCCUGGACGCCUCAAGUGUUCGUGUAUCUCCGUCCUGCUCCGGCAUCCAGGGCGCCCACCCCCCCUCCCCGUUGGAACUGUUACGGCGCGGGACGCGCCUACCGGGAGGGGGAGAUACUGUUACAUGUCUGCCUGUCUGUGAUCCCCGUUGUCCUUAUUUGGUUUGGUUCCGUUCCUAGUUAACCCAUUAUCUGUGAUUGUCUCCACCUGAGUUUGAUUAUGUUUGCUCUUUUGUUCUCUCCCCUUUAAAAGUCCUGAGUUCUCCCUUUUUGGUUGUCGGUAAUUACGUUAAAUAAAUGGAAUAGUGUGUUGAAGCCAUUAGUUCUCUCAUCGUUCUUUCUUUAAUUUAUCAACGCCACAACCACAGAUCCGCGUAACAUUUAUGGUAAAUAAAAUAUUUUUACCAAAUAGUCAGUAGGAGCACACAUAUGCUUCCGCUAUGCUAGCUUUUGCAACAGAGCAAAUGUUACAGUAUAUUCUAAUGAGCAUGUUCACACACUCGCAGCAAAACAAAGGCAAAUGCCACUAACUGUCACCAGUGCGGUUGACUAAACCUGAUGUGUGACGUUUAACAGGGAACAAAUAAGAACGAGGUGUUCUGAUGCUAUCAUUGUCUCUGGGAUCAGAUCUGCGGUUUGCACACUCUUCAAGUGUUUGUCAGAAUGUAGCAUGUGGUUCACAGUAAAAGCUGUGCAGAAUUAUGCUUUGAAGAGGUUUCGGCUUGUUUUGAAAAGGACGUCUCUUUUAGUCGUUUCUUAAAGCUUCUAAGAAAUUUCGAUUGCCUUUGUGACAACAUUUCUGCAUGCUCUUAUGAAUCAAGCACAGCGUUUUGUCCAUCGACAAAUAUAAUGGUGAAUUUCUGCUUAAAUAAAUAAAUCCAGUCUAAGCUGGUCUGCUGGUUUUACUUGUUGUCCCAGUUUAGUCAGGCUGGGAAGCUUGGCGUCCAUCUAAACCAUCUGAACACCAGCUGUGAGACCAGAAACCAGCUUAGGCUGGUUUAGGUUGUUUGAUAAAAUAAUAACAGAACUUGCUGCUACAAUGCUGGUAUACACUACACAUCUGUUCAGAUUUUAAAACACUAAGAAUCAGACACUUGCCAACUUUGUAAAUGGUUACAGAGAAAAACUGGGCAUCAUACAAUAAACAACUGUUUCUCACACACUACUAUACUUUCAAGUUGUACCGAAUACACAAAUUCACAGAGAACCAUGUGUCUCAUUGAUAGGAGAUGCAUGACAAAUGCUACAAUUGGCUCAAAUUACCAAGCAUGCUUGAUAUCCUCCAAACAGAUGGAAUCAUAAUCUGAAGCUAAAAAAUAAAGUCUGUAUCUAGUACACUAUCAAAUCUGUCAACUCUGACUGGCCAGUAUUUGCGGUUGUAUAAACUGUAUCUUUGGGGAACUAGCAUUGAAGACAUUCCAGACUGUAAACUGAGUGUAUUCCAGCCUUAAAAUUCAACAUAAAUGGUAUGAGCAUAGAUUAGCAUAAACACUAGGUAAUGCUCUGAAUAUCAAUACUUUAAGGUUUCUUCAAAUCCUUAACCCUAAGUAAGAACAACAUUAAUCUUGAUACUUGGCAUUGUAAGCAUUAGAACUUUUAUGUUUGCUCUCAUUCUGUUCGAUCCAAUCUUGAACAGGCAUACACACACACACUCAAUCCCUUUUCCUCUCAUGCAAACACCUUCAACCCCCAUCCAUCACAAUCCUCUGCCUGUAACACACAAUCACUUUCCCUCUCACCCAAACACCUUUGUUCCCCGUCCUCCCCACUAUUCCCUGCCAAGCACCCAUAGAGCCCUCUAUUGUCCUGUCCAGCAGGAAUAUCGAUUUUUACGGCCCCUUCCACACAAUGCUUCCCUGCCUAAGCAGCCCUUUAUAAACUCAACAAUCUCCCUUUACGAGUCUUAAAUGAAUGAGAUAGGUAGGCGCUCUCCAGAAUGGCUCUUUAAAGAGAAAAGUGACAUGACAAAAGCUCCGGCACUAAGCUUCCUCCUGUCUUAAAGUGAAGGAUCGUCUGGUGUAGUGUGUGUGGCUUUGAUGCAACAGUGGGCAGAGGAUAUGGGCCUAUAGUAUAUGGGCUUGGGUGGGUGAAAGGUGUGUGUGUGUGUGUGUGUGUAAGGGUGAGGAUUUAGGGCCAGCUAAAGGGUGAAGACCAUGGAAAAGCUGUUUGAUGGGGUCCGGAAGUGGAGAUAAAGAGAGGCACUCUUUACGUGGACCUUACACCUGCUUUUUUAUAGACCAAGGCAUAUGCUUUUUAGCACACAUCCCCUCAAAUGCUGACAUACAUGCACACACAUACACCCACGCAUGCAAUUCCAUCUCAUACUCACAAAAGAGUACUGUGAUGCUACCAUGGACCACCCUGUUAUAAAAACUAGCUUAUGCAAUAUGUAUGUGAUAUUUCUGUAGAGUUAAAAAAGCUGUCAGCUGAAGAUUUCCUAAUGUCCACCAGAUGUAACCACCAAAUUGCUCUCUUGCUUUCCAAAACCAGGUCAGCAAACAAAAAACUGCAAUCCUGAACCCUGGUAACUGGUUUCUAGCUGGUCCAAACCAGUUAGCCAAAUCUGUCAUUGGCUGUUUGACGAGCUGCCUACCAUUUUCCAAAAACCAGAACUGGUGGGACCAUCUGGAAGCUGAGCCUUGCCAUCUUGGGUCAGCAAGAAACUAACUACCACCUACUAGGUUUAGAUGGAUUUUCCAGUAUGGAAAGUUCAAAAUAUGUGACAAGAUGUCACAGGUAUAGACGUGAAAUCUCAUGACACCUAUUCCAGUGAUGCCUGUCAGGUAUUAUUAGCAUUUUUC